Molecule: messenger RNA, 4230 nt
Organism: Megalops cyprinoides (Indo-Pacific tarpon)
Lineage: Eukaryota; Metazoa; Chordata; Actinopteri; Elopiformes; Megalopidae
Gene: zbtb37
Product: zinc finger and BTB domain containing 37
Exons: 4
Coding region: 1610-3217 (535 amino acids)
Biological process (GO): regulation of transcription by RNA polymerase II
Molecular function (GO): DNA-binding transcription factor activity, RNA polymerase II-specific; RNA polymerase II cis-regulatory region sequence-specific DNA binding; protein binding
Source: RefSeq, a predicted model, not a curated record
AAGACUACCAUCUAGGCUGCAUAAUUUAAGAUAAUUGUCAAGCUAUAACCAGUAGCCUAGUCUAUAUGCAAAAUGGUCAGAUUUGGGGAAAUUUAAUUAGAUUAGACGCAAAACGGCUGUUGAAAGACAUGAGCUAACUGAAUGUUACCUCUAGAAUGUGAAUGCAAUGGGGGGAUAGUGACGUUUUCCUUGUCAGUCAGCUAUCACUUUCGAAUUUUCAAAGAUCAUCAUCUUUGAUUCCACAUAGCCUUUAACAAACAUUACAAGGCAAAAUAAAAUAUAAGAUAUUUAUAUAAGAUAAAAUAUAAGCUCAGCACACACCUUAAGGGCAAUUCCUUCAAUAGGGCGUGAGCGUUUUGGACGUACGCAUGAAGGUUUAUAAACCUCCUUGAAAUGCAUGUGGGUUAUAACUAGCCUACUGUGUGGCUUCUUCGUAGAUACAACACUGUUGCGGCAGAUUUAAGUAAGGAAAUGUGCGCUCGCGGGUCGUCAAAAAUGCCGCGAGGAAACUUGUUAGAGUUGAAAAGAAAGCCUCCUGUCAGUUGAGCGUCCAGUCCAAUCGACCGCAAGUGGUUUUCUGUGAUCUGACGGGGAGGAUAAAUGUCGACUGCUUUACUUUGUGCUGUCCACGAUGAUCGAAUUUACGUCAGCUUACUCAUCUCAAAGAAGGAGAGUAUAACUGAUGUAUCUAGACAUAUCUAGAUGUGUGAAUUUGGGUAACCGUAUAUCCACCAAGUCCAUGCCAUGUUGUAAUCAGUGCGCAUUUUGAAUGAACUGAUACUAUCUUUUCUGAGAGAUUGUCGGAGGCUAUAGGCUAAUGUUCUCAUUUUACAAUUCUUUAAGCCUAUAUCAUUCUGUCUUUUGUUGGCUAGCACGGUAGAGUAUUACUUGUAUCUCAUCAAUUGAAUUCAAAUUGAACUUGAAUCGUCCUGAAUUAUGACAUUGAGAAAAAUGUAGCCCAUUUAACUACAUGUCAUUGUUAUACUGCAUGUCGAAGACCACGAUAACCACAGCCUAUAUAAAAAAAGAUGCAUUCUGAAUAAAUUGUAUUGUGAAUAAGCUAUACUGAAUAAAACAUAGAAGCUGAUGUCGCAUACUAAUGUUCCUCAUAAAAAACUACAAGCGAACUACUUUCCCCAGAAUCCCAGCAUAGCCUUUUGCAACAAGGCAUGAUGGGACUGGAAGUUCUAUGCAUCCUGUAUCUUACUUCUCUUCGACAGAAAUACCUCGGAAAGAACAACAUUUCCCGAAAGAUUAAGCGUCUUUAACUGUAUUUUGGCCCGCCCCGUGUAAUGGAAGUAUGUGAGCGGCGAGAGGGAAUAGCCUAAAAAGCCAGAUUUAAAAAAAAAUACUUAGUGAUGCAUGACAAUUUGAAAUUUGCACACCUCUUUAGGCUACGGUUACGUGUAAUAUUUAGUUAUUUGUAGGGUGUUUCAUGCUUUGUUUUUGAGACUUGGGGUUAAACCAGGCAACACCCCGUUUCUGGCAACAGAGUGAUACUGGGUAGGCUUCGGCUGAUCACCGUCCUGCAGUAUGUUGCGUUGACCGAGAAGGGGGGCUUCGGCGCGGGUGUAGUGAAUGAGCUUCAUCGGUUGAGCCCAUAAGCGCGAUGGAGCGAGCAGGCAGCAUCCAGCUGGACAUCCCCGACUUCAGCAACUCCGUGCUGUCCCACCUCAACCAACUGCGCAUGCAGGGGCGCCUGUGCGACAUCGUGGUCAACGUGCAGGGCCAGAGCUUCCGGGCCCACAAGGUGGUCCUGGCCGCCAGCUCGCCGUACUUCCGGGACCACAUGUCGCUGAGCGAGAUGAGCACGGUGUCAAUCUCAGUGAUCCGCAACCCCUCAGUGUUCGAGCAGCUCCUGUCCUUCUGCUACACUGGGCGCCUCUGCCUGCAGCUGGCCGACAUCAUCAGCUACCUGACGGCCGCCAGCUUCCUGCAGAUGCAGCACAUCAUCGACCGCUGCACGCAGAUCCUGGAGGGCAUCCACUUCAAGAUCAGCGUGGCUGACGUGGAGGAAGAACUGGGGGGUGGCGGCGGGCAGGCGCACAGGGGCGGGGGGCGGACCUUGGAGUCAGGGAGGGGGGGCGGUGGCGGGGGGCCGCGCUCUCUCAGCCCUCGGCACAGCAGCCCGCGGGGCGUUGGUGCGCGGGGAGGGGGCGGAGAGGGCGUGAUAGAGAUCCGGGACGUCAGGGAGGUGCGGGAGGUCAGCCCCCCGGGAGAGUCCAUGAGCCCCCAGAUCGUGGAGCACAGUGGACUGGGCACGGAGGGACUGGGAGGGGUGAGCAGCGUCGGGGGCAAGGAGCCCAUACUGCGGAUAAACCGGGCAGGGCAGUGGUACGUAGAGACGGGGCUGGAGGCAGGACGCGGGGGCGAGGAGGACGUGCGGGUGGUGGACGGGCUGCGGAUUAAGACGGAGAGGCUGGAGGAGUGGAUGGGGGCGGAGACCCAGGCGUCGGGGGAGGAGGGGAGCAGUGCCGAGGAGGUGGCCGCCAUGGUGAUCGACACUACGGGACAUCGAGCGCUGCCGCAGGAAAGCUUUGCCACUGGGGCCUCUGGGGUCAAGAGCUCACAGCCCUCCAGCAGCUUCAGUGAGACAGAAAGGUUCAGUCCGACAGAUAGCGUGGUGGUGAUGGCGGACCGACAGAGAGCCAAGAGCGAGUCUCCGGGGAGAGUGGACGACCAGAGGCAUCCCACCUCACAGGGGGAGGAGCAGGCUGUUUUUGACAUGGGAGGAUACGAGGAGUACCUGCGCGAGCAGGUAGGUGAUCGCUGGUUCCGCUACAACCCCCGCCUCACCUGCAUCUACUGCUGCAAGUCCUUCAACCAGAAGGGCAGCCUCGACCGGCACAUGCGCCUGCACAUGGGCAUCACGCCCUUCGUCUGCCGCAUCUGCGGCAAGAAGUACACGCGCAAGGACCAGCUGGAGUACCACAUCCGCAAGCACACAGGGAACAAGCCAUUCCACUGCCAUGUCUGCGGCAAGAGCUUCCCCUUCCAGGCCAUCCUCAACCAGCAUUUCCGCAAGAACCACCCAGGCUGCGCCCCUCAGGAGGUCUCCCACAGUGCCUCCCCAGAGACCACCACCGUCACCUCCCGGGGUGGCCACAACGAGGACGAAUCCCCCAGUCAGGAAGAGGCAGAGGGCAGCGGAGGGGGCGGCGCCUCCUCCUUUGGAGAGCCCGUCCAGCCCUCGGUUUCAACCACCGGCCCCGAUUGAUGGAAGAGCCCGGAGGGCCGGGGUGGUGAGGUCAUGGUGGAAAGCCGGGCUCAGUUCUCUUUUCAAAUUACUCACGUGGAUGCGUCGGAUUCCAGGCUCUCCGCUCUCCCAUGGAGAAGGUCUGAAAACAGAAAGGAGAUGGGGGAGCACCAGCAAGGCUUACUCAUUUACCAUGUCCUAUCAAAAGAGGGGUGGCUUGUCAUGCUGAAAGAUGACUAACCACCCCUUUUUUUCUCAGCAGAAAAUGAAAAGGGGAGUCUGAAGGAGUUUUUUUUAAGUAGAUCUUUGUAUUCAUGCCGUUAGCUAAUGAUACUUUGCAAACAGGGCAUACACUAAGGUUACCUACAUAAUUGUAAUACUACAUACAUUUUAUAGUACAGUUACUUGUAUAUGGAGUGUCUCACUUAUACCACAUCUACCUUAACAGUGAAACUGGGCAGGAAAAUGUAACAGAAGAACAACCGCCACCCUUCAGCGACCUCACAGCCCCAGCGGGUGUGGUGCGUCUUGUCCUUACCCGUGUUAUACUUACGUUUCAGCUUUUGUACUUGUUUUAUUGACGUUACUUACAGAGACCAGGGUUAAAAAAUGCAGCAAGACACACCUUGAGAUUAUGAUUCAACAUUAUCCUCUACAGUCAAGGUGUAGUUGUGACUUUGCCAAAAGCUUCAGUGCCAGGCAACAUACCUGCAACUUUAGAAGUAAGAAUUUGUUUCAGAUGAUAUAAUAUUUCAUGUCCUCACCAUUUGCCUUGAGACAAUCUUGUUGAAUGAGGUGGGUCAUAAAUUGUCCCAUGCCUCUCUUAUUUACUAAUAUUAAUAAUAAUAACCAGUAAGAUUUGAUACCUUCUGUUGUACCCCCACCCCUGAGACUGAUCAAGAUUCAGUGUGUUGUCAGUUGGAGUAUUUAAUAAGUCCUUCUGCUUUUAAUUGUUUUUAUCUCUCAGUUUAAAUGAGCACGUAUUGCUUCAAGCAACUUGCACAAACAGUGAAAAGAAAGGCAACUGUGGACCA